This is a messenger RNA of Triticum aestivum (bread wheat), 2625 nucleotides long. Its product is annotated as transcription factor IIIB 90 kDa subunit. Lineage: Eukaryota; Viridiplantae; Streptophyta; Magnoliopsida; Poales; Poaceae. Bases 584 to 2317 code for a protein of 577 amino acids. The record is from RefSeq and is a predicted model, not a curated record. The transcript has 20 exons. Gene Ontology annotation, biological process: transcription preinitiation complex assembly; transcription by RNA polymerase III; DNA-templated transcription initiation. Gene Ontology annotation, molecular function: TBP-class protein binding; RNA polymerase III type 3 promoter sequence-specific DNA binding; RNA polymerase III general transcription initiation factor activity. Gene Ontology annotation, cellular component: transcription preinitiation complex; nucleus; transcription factor TFIIIB complex.
CGAGCUCCCCGGCCUCGCAACCGGCGAUCCGCGCAACGGAGGAGCCGCCGCCGGCGGCGGCUCCUUGUGCGCGACGAGCUGCUGGUGCUGCUGCUGCAGAGCUGCGACGCGCCGACGUGGGUGGGACGUGCCCCCGAAGCAGCGCGAGAGGCGGCGGAGCAUGGACGGAGCGUGGCGGUUCGGUCGCGCAACAGGAGGCCCAGCUUUCCGUAACCCUUUGGGAUCUCCUCGUCUCGUAGUAUUAAACGUGGCAACGGCUCGUCCCUAGAUCUCCGUAACCCCAAGCGGUACCCGGAGAUUUGGGCGCUGAUCGAUCAAAAGGACGACGGCUCGAACCCGGACCCGGGACCCCCGCCGCCGCCGCCGGACGCCUACGCCCCGAUCGAUCGCGCCGCCGCCCGCGCGAGGGAGAGGUACUGCUAGCGCAUUCCGUGCCCGCUCGCCUCGCCCCCUCUCUCUGGCUCGCCUGUGCUUCCUCGGCCCCUCCUUAGCCCCCCCCCCCCUGCUGCUCGGGCCUGUUCCCCUCGCCGACGAAAGGCUGAUCUGAGUUGGAUCAUCCUCGGCACUCAACUUCUCUUCAGCAAUGGUGUUCUGUUAUCACUGUCAGGAUGACUGCCCGUAUAUACAGGACCCUGACAACGGGAUCACAUGUUGUGGAAUGUGCGGGAAGGUUUUUGAUGAGCACAUUUUUGAGGUUGGGCCUACUUUUGUCAAGAACUCCUCGGGACAGAGCGAAAUGGCUGGAAAAAUAAUUGAAGGCGUUGGGAGUGGCUGUUCUAUAUCCCGUGAAAGAACUGAAGCAAAAGGGAGAGAUGAGAUUUGGCAGAUUGUCCAUGGUUUGCAUGUGAGCGGUGGAGAUGAUAUCAUUUGCACUGCUCAUAACUUUUAUAAACUAGCUCUUGAUAAUGACUUUACUAAGGGACGUCGAACAAGUCACGUUGCAGCCGCUUGUCUUUACAUUGCCUGCCGGCGAGGUGAAAAACCUUAUCUUCUUAUUGAUUUCUCAGACCAUUUGCAAAUAAGUGUUUAUGUCCUAGGUGGUGUUUUUCUGCAGCUUUGCCAGGUUUUGUUACUCGGAGAACACCCAAUUGUUCAAAAGCUUGUAGAUCCUAGCCUUUUCAUCCAUCGUUUUACUGAACGUUUACUGGGAAAAAGGGACAAUGCUGUCUCGGACACAGCUUUACGCAUUGUAGCUAGCAUGAAGCGAGACUGGAUGCAGACUGGGAGGAAGCCAAGUGGUUUAUGUGGUGCAGCAUUAUAUAUCGCGGCACUUUCUCACGGAUAUGAUUACACCAAGGCAGAUAUUGCUGCUGUUGUGCAUGUCUGUGAGGCAACGCUAUCUAAGCGCUUAGUAGAGUUUGAAAAUACAGAUUCUGGUAGCUUAACGAUUGAAGAUUUUUUGGCAAAGGCUGAUGAAGAGACGGUUCCAAAAUGUUCAGCCAAGUAUGGAGACGUCCUUUGUGAGCACAAGGGUGCUGAGCAUUUUUCUCAUGGACUUUGCGAGGAAUGCUACUACAAUUUCACUGAGCUGUCAGGUGGACUGGAGGGUGGUGCUGACCCUCCAGCUUUUCAGCGAGCUGAAAAAAAAAGACAUGCUGCUGCUAAAAGAGCUAAGGAUUCUUCUGUAGUCGACACAACAUUAUGUGAGUUACAUAGUUCUGAUGUUGAGCAUAACAUCAUGAGCCCUGGGAAGGUAAACUGUGUAGGCAAAUCUUCGACAGGUUGUUCCAGUCAAACUGCAAAUGAUUUUGAAGCUCCCAUCGAUCCUGAAGUGGAAGGUGAAAAUGGUAAAGCUGAUUCUGAUCCUGAAAAUCUUUCUGAUAUUGAUGAUGUGGAGGUUGACGGGUAUCUUCACAACGAGGAAGAAACACAGAACAAAAAGAUUAUCUGGGAGGAAAUGAACAAAGAAUACCUAGAGGAACAAGCUGCAAAGGAAGCUUUAGCGGCUGAAUUGGCAGCGAAAGGUAUAUCUGUUGGAGAGGGACAACCGAAGAAACGGAAACGUAAGGAGGACAAGAACUCCACACCUGCUGAAACACCAGCAGAAGCAACAUGCAACAUGUUGAAACGGAAGGGACUUGGGUCAAAAAUCAAUGUUGAAGCUGUUAGUGGAUUGUACAAUACUGAAGAUGAAGUUGGCAAAGCAAAUGGCAAAGAUGACAUACACUUUGACGAGGAAUAUGAACAGGAUAUCGGUUAUGGUGAAACAUUUGAUGCUAGUUACGACUAUGGUCACGAUGCUGAUUACAACUAUGAAGGCUAUGUUGAUGAGGGUGGUGGCGGAGUUUAUGAUGAUUAUCAUGACACUGAUUACUAGUAGCAGUUUUCUGCAGAGUGGCAACCUGACCAAGAUCUGUUCCGACUACCAAGGCGAACUGAAAAUCUUAUAUUCUACCUAUACCAAGCUAAGACUAAGUUAUAGUAUAUGCGUAAACUGACACCGAAUAGAUUUGUGGACCACAGUAAGACUGCUCUCUUAGAAAAGUUUCCGGUGCAAAGUUCUAAAAAAUGAGUAAUCAACAGUAAGACUGAAGAGACCGAUACCUUUAUCAAGGACCAUUUUCUUUGUAUUUUUUAAAACAUCAUCUGAAAUAACAGUUACAUCAUUUAUGAGCAUGUUUGCAA